This is a messenger RNA of Aplysia californica (California sea hare), 1165 nucleotides long. RefSeq names its product glutathione S-transferase 1. Gene Ontology annotation, biological process: glutathione metabolic process. NCBI's taxonomy places the organism in Eukaryota, Metazoa, Mollusca, Gastropoda, Aplysiida, Aplysiidae. The record is from RefSeq and is a predicted model, not a curated record. Gene Ontology annotation, molecular function: glutathione transferase activity.
CUAACAACAUGUAGUGGCGGUAGUAGUCGCAGCCCGGAGCGGGGGAUACAGCUAGCUUGUAGAUAAAUAGAUCAGUGUGUGCAUUCCUCUUCGUACGCGCGUUGUGAAGCAAGGUGGACGAUAGCCGAACCGAGACCAUACCAGCCAGCCUUCCUCCGUCUUGCUCUGACGCUAGCUAGCAAGCUUUAGGUUACAUGUACCACCAGAGUUUGUCUGCACUGCUGUUGGUCUAGAUAUUCUUCUAGCUCUCCGAUACGGUGCUUUCACUUUCCCGCUCUCCCGAUAAUAUUCUCUUGUGUUGCCUGCCUGCCUGCCUGCCAUUCGCUGGGCUGUGCGUGCUGCUGUGAUCGCAACAUUCUCCGAGUGACAAACGACUGAUAACCCAAAGAGUCUACGUAUAGACCAAUCAUGGCUUCACCCUCCAUCAAAUUGUGGUAUUUUGACUUCAAAGGGCGAGCUGAGGGCAUCAGGCUUCUGCUCUCUGCAGCUGGGAAACCAUUUGAAGACAUUCGAUUUAAGAGAGAGGAAUGGCCAACGUACAAAAAAGAUGCACCGUUUGGACAGUCGCCGUAUGUGGAAAUUGAUGGAGUAAAAUAUGGACAGAGCUUAGCUAUUUUGCAGUACUUUGCCAGGGAGUUUGGUUCACAUGAACCUCCUUCAGGUAAACAUUUCAAGUCGGAAAAAGACCAAGCAACUUCAUGUCAUUUUCCCUCAGAAUAUUUUUAAAAAACCAUUUUGAAUAACUCUUUUCCAGAUAAUUCUUGUUUUGAACCUCACUUUUCUUACUAUUACUAAAUCUAAAACGUAAUUUCUCUAUGGGGGUGUGUGGCGGCAUCCCCAUCCCCUCCCCUAAACACGAGCUGAGAAAGGGACCAUUCUUCAGAUAGGGGUUUAUAUAAUUACAAACUUUCUUAUUCAUAACUUCAUAAACAUUUUAAGAAAGCUUAUUCAGUUAUUCAGUUUGUACAGUGCUUUUUUAUCACCAAAAACAGUUCUGUUGGAAACCUGGUAUGGUUUCCAACAAUUACAUUUUAUUUCCUUGAGGGGGGGGUUAUAAAUUUUCAUAAAACAGCAAAUAAAACUGAACCAAACACCCUCUUUAUCCUGAAAGAUAUAUGAUAAAGAAAAAGGUCUAGACUGCCAAUGCUUCAUGCUCAUUGUUAAA